Sclerotinia sclerotiorum 1980 UF-70 is the source of this 222-nucleotide messenger RNA. RefSeq lists its product with no specific name. The record is from RefSeq and is a predicted model, not a curated record. NCBI's taxonomy places the organism in Eukaryota, Fungi, Ascomycota, Leotiomycetes, Helotiales, Sclerotiniaceae. The transcript is spliced from 2 exons. Bases 1 to 222 code for a protein of 73 amino acids.
AUGCCACAAAAAAGUCGAAGACAAGAUCGAUCUUACUGCAUCUACCGAAAUCCCACACACCCGAAACUCACCACAAAAGAAUUAAAAUCUGAGUUUCAAUCUCCAUCUCAAAUCCAGAUGGAGAAUAGGUGUGCUGGAUAUUGUUCAAGCGAAAAAUGUAGUGUUACAACUAUAAUGGAAAUGAGCCCUCCGAUCAAAAAGGCUGCUGUAUUGCUGCACUGA